AUGCCCUUGUCAACUCAAUCUCAGACCAAUGAGGAAUUCUACGUGUUGGUAGCUACAUUGGAUAACGCUCGCAAUCUGUCAAACAUUCUGAAGGCCAUUGCAUUUAAAGAUCACGCCAUCUUCAGUGCGACUCCAAACGGACUGAAAGUGACGGUGGAGGACUCCAAAUGUCUGCAGGCCAAUGCGUUCAUCCAAGCUGAGAUCUUCCAAGAAUUUACAAUCAAAGAGGAUUUAGUGGGUUUUCAGGUGAAUCUUACUGUUCUGCUGGAUUGCCUUAACAUCUUUGGAGGAAGCACUGUGCCAGGGGUGUUGACAGCUCUGCGGAUGUGUUAUGUGGGGUACGGAUACCCUCUCACUCUGUUCCUCGAGGAAGGAGGAGUGGUCACUGUCUGCAAGAUCAACACCCAGGAGCCUGAAGAACCCAUCGACUUUGACUUCUGCAGCAGUAACGUCACAAACAAAGUGAUCCUGCAGUCGGAGAGUUUGAAAGAAGCAUUUUCCGAACUAGACAUGACCAGCGAAGUGUUGCAAAUAACCAUGUCCCCAACGCAGCCAUAUUUCCGAUUGUCCACGUUUGGGAACUCUGGAAGCGCUCAUUACGAUUACCCCAAAGACUCGGACAUGAUGGAGUUGUUCCAGUGUACAAAGACACAGACAAACAGGUACAAGAUGUCGUUGUUGAAGCCUUCCACCAAAGCUCUGGCUCUGUCGUGUAAAGUCUCUGUACGGACUGACACUAGGGGCUUCCUGUCGCUGCAGUAUCUGGUCAGGAACGAUGACGGACAAAUCUGCUUUGUGGAAUACUACUGUUGUCCGGACGAGGAGGCUGAGGAGGAGUGA
Molecule: messenger RNA, 840 nt
Organism: Knipowitschia caucasica
Lineage: Eukaryota; Metazoa; Chordata; Actinopteri; Gobiiformes; Gobiidae
Source: the annotation of a GenBank genome assembly